GAAGGUGUGUAUUAAUUUCCACUUUUAGAUAAUCACUGAAAACCGCAGUUAACCAAGUUAAUAUUAUUAUUUAUAUAUAAUAAUCUUUCUGAUAACAACAGAACUCUCUGUACAUUCAUUGUGUAUCCGCAGUUGCUUCUCGCGUGCGCGUCCUCGCGCCUCGCCUCGCGCGCUCCCGGGUUCACCGGGUUUACUUUGACACCGCUGACUCCGCGGCCACGCCCCCCGACAGCCGCGCACCCCGCGCCGGCGAAUGGCGGGGCCCCCGCGGCCCGGUGACGCGCGGCCAGGCGCGUGAUUGGCCGCGGCGCGCUACGCCUCGGCCUGUGAUUGGCUGCGUGUUACCACCCGCCAGACUGCUUCUCAUUUCUUCUGUUAUUUCUUUAUUUCUGAGCGUGUCUCCGCUCGGCUCGAGUCGGGAGCUUUCUAAUCGAGCGCUCCCUGUUUACUUCCUCGUGAUCGGCUUCACGUGCGCGCUGCUGGCAGGUCAGUCUCGCGCUUUUAUUCUUCUUUUAUUCUCAAAUUGUUGCGCGUUCUUCUUAAAACAGCCGAGCCUGCGCGCGCUCAGGUGGGCUCGUGCACGCCGCUCGGUUUACCUGAGGUCAGGCUGAACCCGGUGUCUCCUGUGCGCGUGCGUGUGUACAACAGUUGCAUCGCCGGAUGAUAAAGUUGAUGCAGGUUGUCUUUGUUUCCACUGGUUGACGGCCGGACGGCGACCACCAUGGAGCCGAAGCCGUGCAUCGAGUACCACGACCUGGAGGCCGCCGAGGCGCUCGUCAGCAUGAGCUUCUGGGGUCAAAGGUUGCAUAAGCCCCGCCCACUGACCCCCACCUCCGACUCCUGUGACUCCAUCCAUCUCCACCAGGAGGCGGGCGACGCUCCCAAAGACCUGAUUGCCCUCUCGUCAUUGUGUAUGACUCCGCCUCACAGUCCGAGCUUUGCUGAGGCCUCCACUACCUCCGCCCUAAGUCCCACCUCCAACCCGGCGCUGCCCCGCCCUAUCCUUGGCGCAGGCUCCGCCCUCCUCCUCAGUGACUCCUACGCCUGCCCUGCUCCACCUUCCACCCCCUCACCCCCCCUCGCAGCAGAGACCUCAGCACCUCCACCCCGGACGGAGUCGUCCCACGUGACCCCGUCCAGCAGAGCGAUGGUCACCAGCGUCAUCCGCCACACCGCCGACAGCCCCGGCGCUUCUCUGGCCGCCGCCAGGCCAGCGGAGACGUCCACGCUGCCUCAGUUGGUGAUGCCAGAGACUCUUGCGGAGGAGAAGGUCGGAGCUCCUCUGCCCUCCCCCCCUCGCUCCUCCUCCUGCUCCCCUCCAGUCCUCUGCCAGGUCUUCCCGGUGAGCAGCAGGACGGGUGUGAUCUCGGCCUUCGUGCAGGCACCGGUUCAGGUGCAGACUCAGGGGGGGCCCCUGCCGCGGGGCACCGUGAUGUUCGUGGUGCCCCAGGCGUCCGUGUCCCAGGCGCCGCAGGGCACGCAGACUGUCGUGACGCUGGGCAACACUAAGCUCCUCCCCCUGGCACCGGCGCCCGUUUACAUGCCGACGGCAGCGAGCGGCUGCGGUGCCUCGCAGGCCGACUUCUCCCGCAGACGGAACUACGUCUGCAACUUCCCCGGCUGCAAGAAAACUUACUUCAAGAGCUCCCACCUGAAGGCUCACCUGCGCACGCACACAGGCGAGAAGCCGUUCAGCUGUCACUGGGACGGCUGCGACAAGAAGUUCGCCCGCUCCGACGAGCUUUCCCGCCACCGCCGCACGCACACCGGCGAGAAGAAGUUUGUCUGCAAUGUGUGCGACCGCCGCUUCAUGCGCAGCGACCACCUGACCAAACACGCCCGGCGGCAUAUCACCGCCAAGAGGGCGUCGUCUUGGCCCACCGAGACCCGGGACCCGGGACCUCCACAGAGGGGCCCUGCCCAAGGGCCAGAACUGGCGCCACAAGGGCCCCUUCCCGUCGGCGUGCUGGUCGCCACCGCCAACUGAUGGGCUCGGUCCUCCCCGCUCCCAUACGGGGGCGACCCCGGACCCCCGAGGGCAGGGCUUAGAAUUUCAACUUGAACUUUGCUGGUGAACAAUGGACACUUAGCUCCGGCUGCGUCGACGUUAGCUUCAUUUAUAACGUGUCACUGUGGCGUCAAACUGUACGGACUCAGCAGCGCCUCCCAGAGGCUGGAAACACUCAUCGCGUUCCAAGAGAUGUAUGAAAAGAUGGAAGGGGGCGCCAGAGGAAGGUUGUGUUAUCUAAAUGAAUACCUUUAUCUUCUGUACGGUGCUCUGAGAAGAACAUGUUUGCUGUACUUUGAGCUAAAUGCUAACGUUAGCAUAUUAGCAGGAAAUGUUAACGUGUCAUGCUACGUCAACAUGUUAAGCAUGUUGACAAGCUCACAGUUAGCAUGUUCACGCUUAGCAGGUUAGCCAACUUUAACAUGCUGAUAUCUGUACCGUUAGCAUGCUAACAGUAGCAAUUAGCUGGAAAGUCAUUCAAUUGUUUAACAGUCAUCCUGUUAAAAUGUUAUAGUUCAGCUUUUGUUUGACCAACUUAACGGAGAAGUUUCCACAUUUUAACGUUUUUUAGUUUUAGUAAUAAGCGUUAAUUCCCCACCAAAAAACAAUGCGAACUCGAGCCGCGGUAAAAGACGAGGAGGCCGAGGGUCAAUGUUCAGAUGGUCCCCGGUGACGUAGACGGAGGACCGAGCGAGUUUCCCAUUGAGCUCAGGAAAUUUUAUUCCAAAACCAACUCACCGGAGGAGGACGGGGCGACAAGCUGCUACUCAUCCAGCACAGGAUCCAACUGGGUCCAACUGGAACCAACUAGAACCAACUGGAUCCAACAAGAUCCAACUGAAACCAACAGGAACUUGACUUGCACUGGAAUAUUUUUUUUUAAACUAGCUUGUUUUUUUGACCCCCCCCUCCUCCCAUCGAGUACCAUCAUGUUUACUUCAUGUGUAAAUGUCAUGUUUAGCUUAAUGUGCGCACUCUAGUUUUAUCUGUUGCCAAAGCCUCCACCUUGUGCUCCUGUUCGUCUGUGACUGUAAAUAUUGUAAAUAUAUUGGUAUCUAUAUGAAUGUUAACAUGUAUUCCAACAGUACGAGUUAUUGAUAUUUUAGGGAUGUCAGUAGACAGUAUUCCUCCCUGUGAUGGUACCUUUGCUUUACACCGUAUAAUUAUUAUUUAAUAAACAUUUGACAUAUCGUAGCCAGUAAGGAAAACCCCUUCUUAUUAAAUGUUAUUCUUAAUAAUAAAGGCUGAAUAAAUUAUCUGAAAAUAAUCCCAUCUCUGGAAGGUUGCCUGUAAGCAACAGUGAAGAAUACGUUUUUAUAAUAAAAAACUUACCAGGAA
Gasterosteus aculeatus aculeatus (three-spined stickleback) is the source of this 3346-nucleotide messenger RNA. It is a transcript of the gene klf11a, whose product is annotated as Kruppel like factor 11a. Gene Ontology annotation, molecular function: RNA polymerase II cis-regulatory region sequence-specific DNA binding; DNA-binding transcription factor activity, RNA polymerase II-specific. NCBI's taxonomy places the organism in Eukaryota, Metazoa, Chordata, Actinopteri, Perciformes, Gasterosteidae. The record is from RefSeq and is a predicted model, not a curated record. Gene Ontology annotation, biological process: regulation of transcription by RNA polymerase II.